Messenger RNA from Radiomyces spectabilis, 928 nucleotides. RefSeq lists its product as uncharacterized. The record is from RefSeq and is a predicted model, not a curated record. The transcript has a single exon. Lineage: Eukaryota; Fungi; Mucoromycota; Mucoromycetes; Mucorales; Radiomycetaceae. Bases 136 to 753 code for a protein of 205 amino acids.
GGUCUUGCUGCUGCUCGAUCCGUUCAGCAACGAACGCCUUCACCCUCUUCCACACUUUUACCUUCACGCAUCUCCGCUCCCACGCGAAUCAGCCGUCUUCAUCAAAAAGAACAACCGCCUCAAGUCAAUACAGGAAUGCGACGUCCCACCUCCAUGGGUUCGCCAUCCAAUACUCGAGCCGCCGCAGCCGCGACAGCCGCUUCUCUAGCAGCCGAUCGAAGAAAAAGCGUCUCGGGGCCGAGAGUAGCGACACGACAACGAUCCAGUACACUGGGUCAACGAGAUGUAAGCGACGUGCGCGAAAAACAACUCCAACAACUGCGUCUUCAGCAGCAGCAACGGAUCUUGCAGUUGCAGAAACAACAGCAACAGCAACAACAAGCCGACGAACAGCAGGAUACAGAGGAAGAAGAAGAAGAACAAGAACAAGAAGCGGAUGAUGUUCAAGCCGACGCAGAAGACGAUGAGGAAGAUGAGGACUCAGAAAUGCAUCAUGCAGACUCGGAUUUCCAUGAUCCUUCCGAGGAAGAAGAAGAAGAAGAAGAAGCUUCCGAAAACGAACAACCCGAUCCAGCUAUGAAUGGAUUGUCGUCAACAGACCCAGCUCAGUCGCGUGGUCCUCAGACCGCCUCUUAUGGAUCUUUGGCAGGCAAUUUACCUGUCAACAAGUUUGAGCAGGUAAAAUCAUAUCCCCAGUCAUCGCCGUUGUCGAGAGUGAGCCAGAAAAGGAAAAAAAUUAACGCCAAGAAUUAGAUGAUUCCUAUGAAAGAUUAUGAAGAGCUGCGAUUGAAACUCAAAAUUCUGGAAAGCAAGCGUCAAGAGGAUCGCGAGAAAUACAGGGAACAUGAAAAAGUUAAGGAGGAAGCCGAGCAAUUCCUCACUUUGCGCAAUAAAUUACAAGGUAAUUUUCAACGGAGUCAUGUACGCC